Molecule: messenger RNA, 2913 nt
Organism: Cololabis saira (Pacific saury)
Lineage: Eukaryota; Metazoa; Chordata; Actinopteri; Beloniformes; Belonidae
Product: RCC1 and BTB domain-containing protein 1-like
Exons: 12
Coding region: 103-1827 (574 amino acids)
Molecular function (GO): protein binding
Source: RefSeq, a predicted model, not a curated record
GCUGCCGGCGGCUUCAGCGGGACGGCCACGCCGCCACACUCCUCACAUGUCGCGGUAAACCGCUCAAUAAACCGCGGACAGACACGUCAAACAGACCUUCUCAUGGGUCCUGUCCCUGUCCUGUCUUUGGUUAGAGGCCCGCCGGCCCAACGCGCCGCCCGCGCCGCUGACGUCAUGGUGGACGUGACCAAGUGGCCGCUGUUCAGCCUGAUGGGGCCCGAGGCGCUGGCGUCCGUCCGCAGGGCCUGCGUGUUCGGCUCGUCGGCCAACGAGGCCAUCUACAUCACGUACGACGACGAGAGACUCUUAGAGACGACUUGGACUCGCAUGUCCCCUGUUCUGCCCCCCCACGCUCAGGUGCACGUGUUCGGCCUGAACUGCAGCAGCUGCCUGGGAACCGGCGACAGCCAGAGCACCAUCGUCCCCAAGAAGCUGGACUUCCUGAGCGGCAGGAAGGUGACGAGCCUGAGCUACGGGAGCGGGCCUCACGUGCUGCUGGCCACCGCAGACGGAGAGCUGUUCUCCUGGGGCCACAACGGCUACAGCCAGCUGGGCAACGGGACGACCAACCAGGGAGUGUCUCCGGGGCUCGUCUCCGCCACCCUGCUCAACAAGAAGGUGGUCCAGGUGGCCUGCGGCUCGCACCACAGCAUGGCCCUGACCGACUCGGGGGAAGUUUACGCCUGGGGCUACAACAACUGCGGCCAGGUGGGAUCGGGCUCCACGGCCAACCAGUCCACGCCCCGCCGGGUCUCCAUCUGCCUGCAGAACAAGGUGGCCGUCGGCAUCGUGUGCAGCCAGACGUCGUCUCUGGCCGUGGUGGACAACGGGGAGGUCUACGGUUGGGGCUACAACGGCAACGGGCAGCUGGGGCUCGGGAACAACGGCAACCAGCUCACCCCCUGCCGGCUCGUAGGUCUGCAAGGUUUAUGUGUGCAGCAGCUGGUGUGCGGCUACGCCCACUGCCUGGCGCUGACGGACGAGGGCGAGCUGUUCGCCUGGGGGGCCAACACCUACGGCCAGCUGGGCACCGGCAACAAGAGCAACCAGCUGAGCCCCGUGCAGGUUCUGGCCGAGCGGGAGAGGGUGGUGGAGGUGGCUGCCUGCCACUCCACCCACACGUCUGCGGCCCGGACCCAGAGCGGGCAGGUGUUCAUGUGGGGCCAGUGCCGGGGCCAGUCCCUGGUCCUGCCCCACCUCACCCACUUCAGCUGCACCGACGACGUGUUCGCCUGCUUCGCCUCGCCCUCCGUCAUGUGGAGGCCGCUGGCCCUGGAGCACGACGACUUCCUGACGGUGGCUCAGUCCCUGAAGAAGGAGUUUGACAACCCGGAGACGGCCGACCUCAAGUUCUGCGUCGAUGGCAAAUACAUCUACGUGCACAAGGCGGUUCUGAAGAUCAGAUGUGAGCACUUCAGGUCCAUGUUCCAGUCCCACUGGAACGAAGACAUGAAGGAGGUGAUUGAGGUGGACCAGUUCUCGUACCCGGUGUACCGGUCCUUCCUGGAGUUCCUGUACACGGACCAGGUGGAGCUGCCCCCUGAGGACGCCAUCGGGCUGCUGGAUCUGGCAACGUCGUACUGCGAGAACCGGCUGAAGCGUCUCUGCCAGCACAUCAUCAAGAGGGGCAUCACCGUGGACAACGCCUUCUCCCUGCUGGCGGCCGCCGUGCGCUACGACGCCGAGGACCUGGAAGAAUUCUGCUUCAAGUUCUGCGUGAACCACCUGACGGAGGUGACCCAGACCGCCGCCUUCUGGCAGGUGGACGGGAACCUGCUCAAGGACUUCAUCUGCAGGGCCAGUCGCUGCGGCGCCUUCAGGAACUGACCGAGCCCUCGCCGCCGCCGUGCGACCCGUUACCGGGUUCUGGUCUGACCUGAGUGGGACGUAUGUCAGAACUACAUCCUAAAGACGUCAGAUUAGCGUCGUCACGUAGCUCCUUCCCUCAGUGCCUCAUCCAUACAUUUGCACUCGUGUAAAAUAGGAACUUAAUCGAGUUUCCUGAAAGAUUCUCGCCAGUAUUUGAGAUUUACUUUACUGUUUCUGGUAAGAGACCAAGUUACUUUUGAAGGUUUGCACUUGUACCGUAUCGACCCGAAUAUAAGACGACCCUGAUUAUAAGACGACCCCCUCUUUUUUAAGACUCAAGUUUGAAAAAAGAAUUUUUGAACACCAAAUUCAAUUUAUAUACAGAACAUAAUUACAGUACAUCUGAAACAAAUGAUUAUAACAAUAUAUUCGAAAGAAAAAGCUUGUUAUUUUGCCUCAUUCAAACCAUCAUCUUGAAGUUUGCAUCAUAACUUCUCCUCAGCUGCCGGUUUACCUGUCGAUCUUCCACCCACUUUUCUCCAUUUUUCUGUUAUUUCUUCUUUUAUUUCCUUCUCUUUUCUUUCUUAACGCUAUUUUUAUUCUUCGAGACAGGGGUUGGCUUUGGCCUGGGGAGUUAAGUUUAGCUCUAAAGAUAUCUGGCGCCAUCUAGCGCUAUAAAUGGAUAUCUACACCCCGAAUGGAAGACGACCCCCACUUUUUCAGUCUUAUUUCAAUGCAAAAAACACCGUCUUAUAUUCGGGCCAAUACGGUACUUUGAUUGUUACCAGAUGAUAUUCUGCAUCCAGAGACUCUUUGCUCUCGCAGACGUCAGGAACGUUAAACCCUGGAGAUGUGAACGUUGUAGCUGAAGCGCCGUUAAACUACGGGCAGAUAAAGCUCAACGAUGUAAAAAGUUAUAGUUUCGGUUUUUACCUGCACAAAACAAUCCAGUUGGUGGUAACGGGUCAUUGAAACUUCUACACUUUUGCUGCUGUUUGUAUAUUAAUUUAAAAACCAAUAAAGUGUAUAUUGAUACUGCGUAUUAAAAAGUGCCAGUUAGUUACGUUUUGUAACUUUUUCUAGCAAACGAAUAAAAAGUCUUUG